AUGUUGACUAUCAUCUGCGCCAUUACGGCGCUGGCAUUGAUAGCCGCUCCCACUGACCAACGUUUUGUACGCAAAAAUGCCCGCGACUUGUCCUACCCGGAAUGGACCGAAUUGCGUCGGGCGUUGGCCGCUAUGCGUGCCCGGCCAGCCGACGAUCCGCUUUCGUUUACCUUCCAGAGCAACGUUCACGGCUGGGAAUCGUACGACGGUUCACCWCAGGCCAUACACCGGGCCCGUCAAUUGGGUUGGCAUCAGUGCCAACACGGACACCAUCUGUUCCUUGUCUGGCAUCGAAUCUAUCUAUUCUUUUUCGAGCGUAUUCUCCGACGACACGYCGGUCCCAACAGUCGACUGGCACUGCCCUACUGGGACUACUAUGAAGACGGAGCCCUACCCUUGCCGUUUCGCGUACCGAAUAACCCGCACCAGAAUCCGCUGUUUGUGGCCGAACGYUGCGCCGACAUUAAUCGAGGCCGUCCGCUCAAUCCGGCACUGGUUACGGCUGUACCGGCGUUGAGGUCAACUUUUUUCUCGACCGAUCACCGAACCAAUGAACUAAAUGUUUGCCAUUCGUUGGGCGGCGCUGUCGGCGGACCAACGUUUCAGGACGAAUGGGAAGGUCUACUGGAGGCCAUACCGCACAACAACGUCCAUCUGCUUGUAGGCGGUCCCGACGGCUAUUUUUCCGAUAAUUGCCGAUCGGCACGCGAUCCUGUAUUUCUCAUACAUCACGCGCAAAUUGACCGAAUCUGGGAUUCGUGGACACGGACGCGCGGCCCCGAUGCCCGUACGGGACUGUCUGCUGCACUAUUAAACCAAACGUUUGAUAUGUGGGACGAACGUGGUCUUCGGGUACGUGUGCGCGCSCGYGACUUUCUCGAUACCGGACCGCUUGGCUACGACUACGCCGAGCUGUUGCACGUCCCGCGCAACGACCAGUUUCUGCGCGAAGUGCCCCGACUUUGGCUGUCGCUGAACGCAACCGACGUACGGCUCMGGCAUUCGUCUACCCGAUCAUCAGUUCGUUUGCCGAUAAAUCCGCGUUUCCGUGAACUGUUCAGCGCUAUGGCCCGCGAAGAGACACCACAGGUUCGGUCGUCUCUACAGCUGUCCAUUGCSUACGUCGAGUCUGACCUCAUUGUACACGUAUACCUGAAUUUGCCGGACGAGUCGGCACCGUUCGAACAGAGGCCACACUUUGUCGGUGCGUUGGCCUCWGUGCCGACCAAAUGCACUUCAACCGGCAGUCGAGCCGUCGAAUCAUUACAAUUGACCAACUGUUACGACCUGACGGACAGUUUGCGUWCAGUGGCUGUCGAGASGUUGCGCACAWCGGGCGAUGUGUUGUCGGAUAUUACGGUGUCGUUURUACCGAAAAGUUGUGACCAAGAAAUGGCCGUCAAUUGGACUGUUCGGCCAGUGUUGCACGUGAAUCGGGUACUGCUUACCCAUUACUAUGCCGAUGGUGUAGCCCAGGGACGCGGCUACGAGUUUCCGCCAGAUUUACGKGCGCUCAAUGAAUAA
Molecule: messenger RNA, 1524 nt
Organism: Oppia nitens
Lineage: Eukaryota; Metazoa; Arthropoda; Arachnida; Sarcoptiformes; Oppiidae
Exons: 1
Coding region: 1-1524 (507 amino acids)
Molecular function (GO): catechol oxidase activity
Source: RefSeq, a predicted model, not a curated record